CAAGUCUGAUCUACAUUGUAUUGUACGGAAGUUGACACGCAACCCUUGGUGAUCUUUUGUAUGUUGAGUGAUAAUGGCUUCAGGCUGGUUAUGCGGACGAUAUCUGAAAGCAGCUGAAAGGUUCAUUUUCAUAGCAGUAGCCCUGACUGAGCUCGCCUUUAUAUUGAUGUUGGUGAAAGCAUUCAGUGACGGAUUUACGAGACAAGAACAAGCAGUUGAGGCAUUUUUUCCAAAUGCACAAAUAAAUCUCUCUUUGAGAUCAGCAAGUGUAAGAGAUGCACCAAUUACAAAACACAUCCCUCCACAGACUGAUAGUGAAACGACACCUUCAUCUGGCGACACCAGUCCGGAAGUCCAACAUGUGUUCUUCCUGAAGGUUCACAAGGCUGCGAGCUCCACCAUACUGAACAUUCUCUACAGAUUCGGCUACACCAGAUCCAAGAACUUCGCUCUACCGCGAAAGGGAAAUUACAUAGAGCUAGUGGAUCACAGUAAUGUUAUACCAAUACCACCAAAUAACUCUUACGAUAUUCUAUGCAAUCACCUCCUGGUGUUCUCCCAUGCCAAGAUAUCCCAGAUAAUGCCAAAAGACACUGUGCACAUCGCUAUCGUCAGAGAACCUUUCGAAAGACUUCAUUCAGCUUUCGAAUACUAUCGCAAUCAACUCGGUCGUGGGUAUCUGAUGAAAGCGAAGGGAGAUGAUCCUUUCAGAACAUACAUCCAAAACCCGAUGUUCUUCGAACCUCCUGAUGCCCUGAAAUCCUUCACCAACAACCGGAUGACUUUAGAUUUCGGCUAUCCACCUGGUAAUAUCAACGUCGCUAGAACGAUACAGGGAUUCCUUGACCAUCUUGAUUCGAUAUUCGACUUGGUGUUAGUUAGUGAUGUGUUUGAUGAAUCUGUUAUCCUCCUACGACGAAGAUUGAAUUGGUCAAUGAAAGACGUAUUGUACAUGGCCAAAAAUAGACAUGGAUCAUCCUUAAACAUUCCAUUGCGGCGUUACAACAGAAGCGUGGUUGAUUCUAACAUUCUCAGACUCGACAGAAUUGUGUACGAUCAUUUCCUCGGAAAAUUGAAAAAGGAAAUCUUGAACGCGGGAGAAAUAUUUAAAGAGGAGGUGGCUUAUUUUCAAACAGUCCGUGACCAUACGCUCAAGUACUGCUCCAGAAUAGCCCCUGCCGAGAACCUUAAGGUCCAGGCAUCGAAGUUUCACAGCAGUUUUGAAAUUUCCAACAAGGACUGUUGGCUCCUUGCUCAAGAGGAAAAUCCUUUUCUAGAAUUAUUACGAAAUGUUCAAAUAGAUAAAUUAGAGAAUUUGGGAUUGCAUUUCCAGGAACCUCCUAAAUUAUAUAAUGCCAAGAAGAUGAAGAUGUUUCAGAAAAGAGCAUAAUAAUCACAUAAUUUUUAAUGUCAUCUCCGUGGCGAUUCCGGGUUAGGAUUGAUCCCCAGCAACAGCGUGCUUGUCGGAAUAGAUUGAUUGCUCGGUGACCUGGUUGAUUGCUCGGUGACCUGGUUGA
Haliotis rufescens (red abalone) is the source of this 1517-nucleotide messenger RNA. RefSeq names its product galactose-3-O-sulfotransferase 2-like. The coding region runs from base 74 to 1390 and encodes 438 amino acids. Gene Ontology annotation, cellular component: membrane. Gene Ontology annotation, biological process: glycolipid biosynthetic process. Lineage: Eukaryota; Metazoa; Mollusca; Gastropoda; Lepetellida; Haliotidae. The record is from RefSeq and is a predicted model, not a curated record. Gene Ontology annotation, molecular function: galactosylceramide sulfotransferase activity. The transcript is spliced from 2 exons.